Messenger RNA from Coregonus clupeaformis (lake whitefish), 2416 nucleotides. RefSeq names its product calcium-binding mitochondrial carrier protein SCaMC-3-like. Bases 669 to 2138 code for a protein of 489 amino acids. Lineage: Eukaryota; Metazoa; Chordata; Actinopteri; Salmoniformes; Salmonidae. Gene Ontology annotation, molecular function: calcium ion binding; ATP transmembrane transporter activity. Gene Ontology annotation, biological process: transmembrane transport. The transcript is spliced from 10 exons. The record is from RefSeq and is a predicted model, not a curated record.
GACAGAAGGAAGCAUUAGAAUGGUAUGAGUGGGAGGAGAGGAUGGACCUGCAGAGGUGAAAGUAGAGGAUUUUUAUUCAACUUCUACUACUACAGCUACACCCCACUAACAUUCUAAAGUAAAAGGGAUCUAUCACGAACACGCACACACACCGCAUUGACUGCAUAAAAUUCCACCCGGUAUCCUACAUGCGUGCACAAAGCUGUAGCUGUGGUAAAAUAUCACGAACGCCAGGAGCUCGGUUCGCUUCGUUGCGUUGCAUGGGGACUCACAUGCUCAUCCAAAAGGCAGAGCCAGUCCCCUGACCAACAGACUAAUUCAUUUGAAUUAGUUAAUGGAUUUAAUCAUCGCCGAUGUCACGAGAUACGUAACGGAUACGGGGAUUAAUAUUACAGGCACAGAGAGUUUACACCGCGCCGGGUGUACUGACAUUGGAGGACUCGAUGUAUUAAACCGGUGCCUCGGUAACGAGACCGAGGGAGAACAGCAGUUAUUUCAGUGCGGCUAUUGUUGUAUGGUUCCAGGAUUUUAAUAGGUAGGCUAUCAUAAGGAUACCCACUGGGAGUCAUUCGAACAUAAAGCGCUCCUUCAAUUUUCUACGCCUGCUUCGCGGCAGCAGGUUGGGAUAAUAUCCACCACCACCAGGAUUGCACAAGUCUCCCAUUCACAUGGGCGAAGGCAGGGCUCGGUUCUGCUUUGGUUGGACCCGGGCUCGCUGUCAAGAACAAGACAAAGGUGUGUCGGACCCUGGGAGGGAGCCGGAAACGCGAGAGAGAUGGGCCGAACUGUUCGAUCAACUGGACCUCAAUAAAGACGGUAAAGUCGACAUCAACGAGCUGAGGAUAGGACUCGCUGCCCGCGGUUUACUUCGCAGUGACGCGGAGGAGAUAGUGCGUGAGAGUGACACCAACCAUGAUGGCUUGCUGGACUUUGAGGAGUUCUCUCAGUACCUGUGGGCCCACGAGAAGGAACUGCGGCUCAUGUUCCACACACUGGACCGCAACCACGACGGGCGCAUUGAUGUCGGGGAGAUUCAACAAUCGCUGCACAACCUGGGACUGGAGGUGUCCACAGAACACGCCAUCAAAAUACUACAGAGUAUGGACAGGGACGGCACCAUGACUAUCAACUGGAAUGAGUGGCGAGAUCACUUCCUGUUUAACCCUCUUCACAACAUGGAGGGCAUCGCCCACUACUGGAAACACUCUCUGAUGUUUGACAUCGGAGAGCACAUGACAGUGCCGCCAGAGUUUUCCCAGCAAGAGCGCCAGUCGGGGGUAGUGUGGAGGCAGCUGGUUGCCGGGGCGAUGGCGGGGGCGGUGUCACGGACAGGAACUGCCCCCCUCGACCGUCUCAAGGUCUUCCUACAGGUGCAUGGCUCCAGCUCUAAGGGGAUCAACCUGUGGACGGGGCUGAGGGGGAUGGUCCAGGAGGGGGGUGUACGAGCUCUCUGGAGGGGCAACGGCAUCAACGUCCUCAAAAUAGCCCCAGAGUCUGCCAUCAAGUUCAUGGCCUACGAACAGAUCAAGUGGUUGAUCAGGGGCAGAAAUGAAGCGGGUACUCUGCGGGUGCAGGAGAGGUUCAUCGCUGGCUCUCUGGCUGGAGCCACCGCGCAGACCAUCAUCUACCCUAUGGAGGUGCUGAAGACUCGUCUGACCCUGAGGAAGACUGGCCAGUACUCUGGCAUGGCAGACUGUGCCCGUCAGAUCCUGAGGAAGGAGGGGGUCCGAGCCUUCUACAGGGGCUACGUGCCCAACACACUCGGCAUCAUACCGUAUGCUGGCAUAGACCUGGCCGUCUACGAGACUCUGAAGAAUGCCUGGCUCCAGCGGUACUGUAAGGGCUCUGCUGACCCGGGGGUGUUGGUGCUGCUGGGCUGUGGUACUGUGUCUAGUACCUGUGGACAACUGGCCUCCUACCCCCUGGCCCUCAUUAGAACACGUAUGCAGGCCCAGGCCUCCACUGAGGGCGGGCCCAAGCUGUCCAUGGUCGGUCAGUUCAAGCACAUCAUAUCACAUGACGGGGUACCUGGGCUCUACCGCGGCAUCGCCCCUAACUUCCUGAAGGUCAUUCCUGCUGUCAGCAUCUCGUACGUGGUUUACGAACACAUGAAGAAGUCCCUGGGGGUGAGCUCGUAGAGAGAGGAAGGGAGAGAGAGAAGAGAGGGAUAUAGAGUGCAGCUCUUAGAUUUCAAGAUGGAGGAGAGGUAGACAGAAGAGGAUUGAGGGAUAAAAGACAGAUAGUCCACCCUUGUCAUUCACAUACAGUAAGCUUCCCCGUUUACACCUAGCUAGACAGCCACUCAUAACGCUGUACUGUCAAUAAGAAAGAGGGAAGGAUCUGCUAUCAGGCUGAGCUGAAGUCUGUAAGAAACUGCUGUAACAGAGACAGAUUAGGAGGUGGUGUGAGGGGAGAG